Molecule: messenger RNA, 672 nt
Organism: Mycosarcoma maydis (corn smut)
Lineage: Eukaryota; Fungi; Basidiomycota; Ustilaginomycetes; Ustilaginales
Exons: 1
Coding region: 1-672 (223 amino acids)
Source: RefSeq, a predicted model, not a curated record
AUGUUGCGUGCAAGCGUCAGCUCGAGCUACUUGGUAACGCUAGCUUUGCUGGCUUUGGUUGCAACACCUAUUCAAGCUCAAGACACGGCAUCGACGACCACGUCUGCUGCUAUGUCAACUGCGUCCACCUCUGCUACACCGUCAAGCUCUACUGCCUCCUCAGCUUCGGCAAUUGUGGCUCCCUACAUGGCUUCCUGCCCCACCGAACUCGAGCUGCAAAUCACAAGCUGUCUUGACAUCGUGGCCCGUGAUGGAGCAGUGCUGCCGUGCAACGCAGAUGAUUGGUGGUGCAACUGCAACAACUGGCAAGGUAUCAUUUCAUGCUACCAGCCAUGCCCUAACCUCCAGGACCAGCUCGAUAUCAACUGGAAUCAGCAAAAUUGCCAGGGGCAGCACGGCUUUGCCAACCAGUUCGGAGGCAACUCGUCGGGCACAUAUGUUGGGUCCAAGCUUUCCACCACGGGCUCGAACGGCGCAACGAGAAGCAUCUACAGCGAUAUGCCAGUGGUAACAUUGGAUGCGACAGCAAGCGCAUGGGCAUGGUCAUCGACAGCGUCCGUUUCGAGCCAGCAACGCUCGUCGUCUUCGGCCUCGCGGCACUUUGCGAUCCCAGCAGGAAUCCUUGCGUCCUCGCUCGUACUCGUCGCAGCUUCCGACUUCCUCAUUCUCUAG